CCCAUUUCUGGUUAAAAAACUCUAAGUUACUGUAAAAUGUCUUCUCCAAAUGAAAAUUGGCAGACAACAAGACCAACUAUCUGUUCAAGAGUUAGUUAUAUGUUCAAUAACGAGCUUAUGAGUGAUGUUAGCUUUGUCGUUCCGGUAAAACUGGGCGAGGAUGGAAACAAGAAAAGCAAAAUGGAGAUCCCUGCUCACAAGUUUGUGCUAUCUAUCAGUAGUCCUGUUUUCUUUGCAAUGUUCUUUGGCGACUUGGCGGAUAACACACACUCUGUUUCCUUACCUGACUGUGAGUACAACAGUUUACUUGAACUGUUUCGCUUUUUGUACUGCGAGCAAGUCGAGUUAAACGAAGAUAAUGCCUUACAAGUUUUGUACUUGGCCAAAAAAUACAUUGUACCUUCGCUUGUUGAAAAAUGCAUUGAAUAUCUGAAACAAAACGCGAAUAUUUCAACUAUCUUUACCGUACUGGCCAACGCUGAAAAGUACGAGGAAGAAUAUCUUGCCAAGAGGUGUUGGGCAUUGAUUGACAGACAGACAAAAGAAGCCUUGGAAACUGAAGAUUUCUUAACUAUUGAGAGACAAUUGCUUGAGUCACUAGUUGUGAGAGAUUCUCUAAACGUCAAGGAAGUAGACUUGUUCACUGCAGUGGACCACUGGGCAACGAAAGAAUGUGAGCGAUUGAAUUUGAGUUGUGAUGGUACUUCAAAAAGGACUGUUCUUGGGGACAAAAUCGUUAAAGCAAUUCGUUUUCCACUCAUGAGCAGAGAUGAGUUUAAUGGCACAGUGCUUGGACAAAAAAUAUUAAAUGACAAGGAAACCUCUAGCAUUGAAGAAUAUUACAACUCUUCUUCCCUAGUUGAAUUCUCACAAGUUAAAAGGGAUGGCCUUCAGCUACAACGGUGUGGCCGUGGGUAUGAAUAUCGCACACCAGUAACUACACACGUGAUAAUGCAUCAUUUCAGGCGUAAAGAAUGUAUUUGUUUCUCGGCAGAUAGAGAUAUUGUCUUGCAUGGUGUUUGCAUGUAUGGAUCCAUAAACAAUAAGUACACAGUGUUCAUUGAAGUUAAACAAAAUUCCAGCCAUGGCCCUCUUGAGGCGACAAAAACAGGGGAAUAUGAUUCUAUACCGAUGAAGGAUGUAUUAGGAUUUCAAUGGGAUUCAACAGUUGUUCAUGGCUUUGAUAUCUUGUUUGACAUGCCAGUGCUCAUAAAGAAAGAUGCGUGGUAUCAUGUCCGCUGCCAUGAGGAAGCAGCUAAAGUUGGUCCAGUUAUUCAUUACAACCAACCCAUUGAUGAAGGCUUCCGUUAUGCCAAGUCUCCUGGUGUAACCAUAACCUUUACGAACCACAAGCCCAUAGAGGAAACUGAUUACGAGGAGCACAUUGCUCACCUUAUAUUCACUUUAGACUAAGAUCUAUUUAUUUAAGCUGUAUAAAGGGCCAUUAAAACAGACUCCUCCAGAACUGGUGCUCACGAUCAGUCUUAGAAUGCUGAAAUUUCUGAUCAGAACUCUAAAAGGAAAACAAACAGUUUGGGAAAACCUUAGUGAAGGGAAGUCAAAUACAUUUCCUUAAAAUGAAGCUACUGCAUGUAUCACGAUUUGUGUCAUCCAAGUAUAAUCCGUAUUUCACACUUAGUGCCAUUGAAGUUUUUCACAAUGUAAAUAUUGGCUAAGCAUUUGGGGGAACUUAAUUUUCAUACGUUGAUGUUUAUGUCAUUCAUUUAAGUUCAUUGAGCUUUGAUUUACAAACAGGGUUUUGAAGGAGUUUUGCAUCAUUGAUAUUUGAUUCUAGUAAAAUUGAAUCUAGUAAAAUUUUUAAUCAACCCCA
Messenger RNA from Actinia tenebrosa (Australian red waratah sea anemone), 1831 nucleotides. RefSeq names its product BTB/POZ domain-containing protein 6. The record is from RefSeq and is a predicted model, not a curated record. NCBI's taxonomy places the organism in Eukaryota, Metazoa, Cnidaria, Anthozoa, Actiniaria, Actiniidae. Gene Ontology annotation, biological process: neurogenesis. Gene Ontology annotation, molecular function: protein binding. Gene Ontology annotation, cellular component: cytosol.